This is a messenger RNA of Sceloporus undulatus (fence lizard), 1578 nucleotides long. RefSeq names its product keratin, type I cytoskeletal 14-like. Lineage: Eukaryota; Metazoa; Chordata; Lepidosauria; Squamata; Phrynosomatidae. The transcript is spliced from 8 exons. Gene Ontology annotation, molecular function: structural molecule activity. The record is from RefSeq and is a predicted model, not a curated record. The coding region runs from base 54 to 1427 and encodes 457 amino acids. Gene Ontology annotation, cellular component: keratin filament.
UUCUCAGAACAUACUAGGGAAGUUUCUUUGGGGUGCCUCCAUUUACUAACAACAUGGCCACCACUUACAGGCAAUACACCUCCUCCUCCUCUGUAAAGGGGUCUUCCUUUGGUGGGGGCUCCUCUCGACUUUCUUCUGCCCACCUUGGUGGGGGAUACAGAGCUCCAAGCAUGCAUGGUGGAAUGGGGGGCAUCUCUGUCUCUUCUUCCCGUUAUGUCUCUGGGGUAGGCAGUGGCCUUGGUGGUGGCUAUGGAGGCAGCAGCUACUGCAGCAGCUUUGGGGGUGGCUUCGGAGGAGGUUUUGGGGGAGGCUUUGGUGCUGGCUUUGGGGGUGGCAGCUUUGUUGCUGGUGGUGAGGGCCUUCUGGCUGGGGGCGAGAAGGAAACCAUGCAGAACCUGAAUGACCGCUUGGCUAACUACCUGGACAAAGUGCGGGCCCUAGAGGAAGCCAACACUGAGCUAGAGGUUAAAAUCAGGGAGUGGUACCAGAAGCGUGGACCUGGUCCAGACCGAGACUACAGCCCAUACUUCAAGACCAUUGAGGAUCUGAGGAGCAAGAUUCUAGCUGCCUCUGUUCAGAAUGCUACCAUCCUCCUGCAGCUUGAUAAUGCAAAGUUGACUGCUGAUGACUUCAGAACUAAGUUUGAGACAGAACAUGCAUUGCGAACAAGUGUUGAGGCUGACAUCCAUGGCCUACGCAAAGUACUGGAUGAAAUAACUCUGUCCAAGUCUGACCUAGAAAUGCAAAUAGAAAAUUUGAAGGAGGAGUUGAUUUACCUGCAAAAGAACCAUGAAGAGGAACUGAAAGUUCUCCGAAGCCAGCUGGGUGGUGAAAUCACUGUGGAAAUGGAUGCUGCUCCUGGGGUUGACCUGACCAAGAUCCUGGCAGAGAUGCGUGAACAGUAUGAGACCUUGGCUGAGAAGAAUCGUAAAGAUGCUGAGCAGUGGUUCUUCAGCAAGACCGAAGAGCUGAACCGAGAAGUCGCCAUCAAUACGGAGCAAUUACAGAGUGGCAAAUCGGAAGUCAUAGAGCUGAGACGUACACUCCAAGGCUUGGAAAUUGAGCUGCAGACACAGCUCAGCAUGAAAAACUCACUGGAAGGCACUUUGGCAGACACAGAAAACCGCUAUGGUGUCCAACUCAGCCAGCUCCAGGCCCUGAUCACCAGCGUGGAAGAGCAGCUUGCUGAGCUCAGAUGUGACAUGGAGCGCCAGAAUCAUGAAUACAAGAUCCUUCUUGAUGUCAAGACUCGCCUGGAGCAGGAGAUUUCCACCUACCGCCGCCUGCUAGAAGGAGAGGAAGCCCACAUUUCCACCCAGUAUUCUUCAGGACCCACAACCACUCGCCAAGUUCGUACAAUUGUGGAGGAGGUCCAAGAUGGAAAAGUGAUCUCAUCUCGUGAACAGGUCCAUGUCUCUGGACGUUAAGCCUGCAUCUUGGACAAACCAGCUUGUCCCUCCUAAGUGAUGUUGCUCUAGUUUGUAGUUUCCUGCUCUGUUCCCUACCAUCCACAAUUUGAGCUCUGUAUGCUACAGUCACAGGGCACCAAUAAAGCUGUUUGCAUCUCAUUGAAGAAAA